This is a messenger RNA of Micromonas pusilla CCMP1545, 669 nucleotides long. RefSeq lists its product as uncharacterized. The record is from RefSeq and is a predicted model, not a curated record. The transcript has a single exon. NCBI's taxonomy places the organism in Eukaryota, Viridiplantae, Chlorophyta, Mamiellophyceae, Mamiellales, Mamiellaceae. The coding region runs from base 1 to 669 and encodes 222 amino acids.
AUGGCGCCUCCGCGCGCGCUGCGGAUCCUCCACGGCGGCCCGAUCGCGCGCGAGGUCGCGUCGCACGUCGCCGCGGCCGCGAACGCCGCCGCCGACGGCGCGCUCGCCGCGGAGGUGUUCGAGCUCGCCGAGUACCCCGACGCGGGGCUCGACAUCGUGCGUCUCGGCGUCGUCGACGACGACGACGACGACGCUCGGGUCGACGCGCGGUCGCGCGACGUGAUCUACGUCCUCGUCGUCGAGACCGCGGAGUUCGAGAACCCCGCGGACGAGUCCGUGACGUUCAUCAGGGACUGCCUCGCGGCGUCGAAGAAGAACCGAGCGGCGGGGGCGGCCGCCGGGGACGACGAUCGCGCGUCGCCGUCGCGAUGGCGGAUCCGACGCGUCGACGACGACGACGUCGGAUCAGCAGCUCCCGUCCCCGUCGCGUACGCGGUCGUCGCCGUCGGGGACACGGACGCGAUGCCGGAGCGCGCGGCGUUCCGCUCGAACCAGAACACCGCCGCGGACUGCAACCAGGCGGGAGCGCUCGCGGACGACGCGGUGAAGAGACUAGGCGGGACGCGCGUGACGCCGCGGCGGUACCUCGACGCCGCGAGAGACGAGCUCGACGUCGCCGCCGCGGCGUGGUGCAGAGAUACGCUGCUGCCGGCGGUGAGGGCGCUGUAG